GUGUUACGUAAAUAAUGUCUUUUAAGCUGAGAGCUGCCAGAAAAAAAUUCGUUGUGCUAUGCAUAAUUACAAAGAUCCUUGACUUGACUUUAAAGACAUAAUGCAAAACUGCUUUUUAUCAGAGCUCUUCACACCUGGUGUAUUCGUGAGGCUAGGUGUGCGCAUCAUUUUAUACAAGUGAAGUAUUCAUAUGACAUAUCACUGUUGGCAUAUGGUUACUUGUUGUGAACAAGUCUGGGCAGCAGGUAGUCUUGCUCAAGAGACUAUCUAUCCUGAGCUAUAGUAAUUGUGUUACUGACACUGACCUGUGACCUCCCCGUGAAGACAGCCCAGGAGUGGACAUUUGUUCCUCACAAAACUCAAUAUGCUACUAUAUUAUUAUGACCAGUAUAUUAAUGGUUUAUAUCCACCAGAAAAGCUUUUGAUAUAACUAGCAUCUAGUUUAACAGGAUGUGCUAAAGUUUCCUUUCAUGUAAAACAUACAGUGGCACAAAAUUAGCUAAGCCAGUCACUGCCACAAACACAGUUUGGCAAGGCAAGUUUAUUUCUAUAGCACAUUUUCAUAUACAAAGGCAAAAGUGCUUGACACAAUGCGCACAAAUAGAUAAAAUAAAAUGUGAACAUCCGUGUCUAUACAGUCUGCUAAACAGUCCUAUAACAACUGCAGUAGACUGAAUUCUCAUUAUACUUUUGACACCGUGGAGUCAUAUGGCCACUGAGUAAUGGACGAAAAAUACUGUGAAAGCAGAUUAAAUGUAAAAUUGAGUGGAAUUAAGAUAACUGAAAGUAGCAGACGGUUACAAUUUACAUAUUAACUAGAGGAUUUGUUAGUGUAAAACCGUUCCAUAAUUCAAAUGUGAACCUCGCCUAACAACACCUAACAGCUCGUGUCUAACAGUAGAACCAGGGACAGGGUCUGUAGCUGACAAUGUUAGGAGACUGUUUUUGUUCCACAGAAAACAAAUAGGGUACAUUUUAGUCCAGUAUGCAGCUUUCAAACAAACAUUAUAGUACUAGUCAACAUAUAAUUCUUCAAAUGAUAUUGAUCACACCCUUGCAAUGUCUGUAAAUGGAGAUGCAACAGUUAAAGUGCAAAGUUUAACUUUUCAGUUAUUAUAUGGUGCUUGUACUGUAGACCCUUCUGCCAUUCAUUUGCCAACAAAUUAAAUAUUCAGUGAUUUAAAUUUUUUUUUAAAUAUAUAUACUGUAUAUUGCUAGAAUAGUAGUUGUCUGUGUAUGAUAAACUGUGAAUAAAUGUUGACGAGAUUACAAAUGAAAGCUUUGUUUUUGUUAUUGGGGCAAGACAACCUUCCUCAGGACUUCACCUGGAUGUGGUGAAAGGAGACAAGCUAGUGGAGCACACAGAACUUUCCUGAGAUAAAUACUUCUGGAACCACACAAGCCCCAGCAGGUUCCAGCAGACUCCUCCAUGUCGGCAUCUACACACGUCUACAUUCUCGGGGAAAAGCCCCAGACUCAAGGCAGCAUUGAAGAGGAGGGAUUGCCUGAGACGGAGCUCGAUAACCUGACGGAGUCCAACACCACCCACAAUAAGCACAUCUCCAGCCUUACCAUUGAGGAGGGCGAUCUCGACAUUCAGAGGCCCAAGAGAAGGAGGAGUUCCCACGUGUCCUUCAGUGAUGAAGAGGAAAUCAUCAAUCUAGAGGAUGUUGAACCCUCAGUUGGAUGCUUCAGGAACAUGAUUCAGACAGCAUUUGUCCCAAAAAAGAAAAAGAAGACACAAGAUCACAGCUCAUUGGGACUGGAGGCUGCUGUGUGUGGGAUGCAUGGCCUACCAGUCAGUGGAAGUCUGUAUGGGGACCUUCCUCCAACCAGCCACGAAGGAGCGACCCACCACCACACUGCAUCACAGGGACCAGCAGCCAUCCUGGGAGGGUUGCCUGUGCCUCUCCCUAACCUUGAUCCUGACAUGGAUGUGACACCAACCUUAGCGGAGCCACCCAUUACCCUUAAUAGCAGCUCUGCACCAGGACCUUACACUGCAGAACCUUUGAAUGAACCACACAAAAAGAAAUAUGCCAAAGAAGCCUGGCCUGGGAAGAAGCCUGCAUCCUCACUGCUCAUAUAGCAGGCUCUCAGGUGAAGUAUGGGACCUUCUGACAGCCAUAUUUCAUGUUCACUCUGUUGGAAUCACAAGCUGAGAACAGUGGUUCCAAAGUUACAACUGAGCCAUCACAACAGGAUAAAAUCAUUUCUGUGCUUAUUCCAUGGACAUUUUUAUUACAUUGAUUCUAUCACCUAUCACUGAUCUACUCUACUCUACUUUCGGCUGCACCGCCCUGUCAGUCACUUUCAGCUGUUCCCGUUAGUCGCCACAGUGAAAUUUGGCACCUGUUUUAUGCCAGAUACCCUUCCCGACGCAACCCUGAAUCGAACCCGGGCUGCAGUGGCGAGAGUGCUGAAUCCCAGCCAUUAGUCCAUCAGAGACCCCCAGUUAUCACUGAUGGUUUAUACAUUAAUUUUGUUUCAGUAAUCCAGUUAAACCUUAUAUCUAUUUUGUUUUCAGACAAUAUUAGUUUGAUAAUUAGCAUGUUUUAUCAAUUAAGGAACACUUUCAUUUUCAGACCAUGCUCCUCAGAUUUCAUCAGAGCAUGAUAAAACCACAAGUGCUUUAGAUAUUAUCAUCUGAUUUACACGUUUAGCUAAAGUUAAUUAGCUAUAAAAUAUCUUGUUGGAGCCAGUGGAAGCUGUAGAUGUAUACAGUACAAUAACCUGUUGUACUGUUAAACGCACUGUUUAAUAUAUCAUUUAAUAUCCUGAAGCUGAAUGUAGUAUUGUCCAUAGUUUUGCCAAGAACAUCUUCAUAGGAUUGUAUUUUUCUUCACUACCUGUUGUUGUACCCGGUACUUUUUACCAUACUGACUCUGAGAGACGAGG
Messenger RNA from Monopterus albus (swamp eel), 2898 nucleotides. RefSeq names its product protein phosphatase 1, regulatory subunit 8a (gene ppp1r8a). The coding region runs from base 1430 to 2089 and encodes 219 amino acids. The transcript is spliced from 5 exons. Lineage: Eukaryota; Metazoa; Chordata; Actinopteri; Synbranchiformes; Synbranchidae. The record is from RefSeq and is a predicted model, not a curated record.